UGCAGGCAUGUAGCCAAGGUUCCCUUAAGCUGCCCUCUCCAGGGUGGCUCUCAACCCCUCCCAGCACACCCUGCUUACCAUGGACCCACAGUGCCUCCUACUGGCCCAUGGUCCACAGUCUCACGGAUCUGUGGCUUCUGUCUAAAUCAAGAAUAGAAAUUUAGACACUGAUGGCUUUGGUAGUGACCGCCUCUCUAUGCAGGUGUGAGCCUGGCAAGCGCCUUCCCCAGGAGACCAAGGCCAGCCCCUGCUCCUUGGUGAGCAUGUGUGACUGAAAGGCUGUGAUCAAGAAUGCCGAUAUGCCAGAGGAGAUGCAACUGGACUCAGUGGAGUGUGCUACUCAGGCACUGGAGAAGUAUAAUACAGAGAAGGACAUCGCGGCCCACAUCAAGAAGGAGUCUGACAAGAAGUACAACCCCAUCUGGCACUGCAUCGUGGGGAGGAACUUCUGUAGUUAUGUGACAUAUGAAACCAAAAUCUUCAUCUGCUUCUACCUGUGCCAAGUGGCCAAUCUCCUGUUCAAAUCUGGUUAAAAGCAUGGACUGUGCCACACACCUAGUGAUCCAUCCAAAAACCAGGACUGCAGCCUAAAGUCCAAAUACCAGAGACUGAAGUCUUCAGCCCUGCCUAAGGGAACACCUCCAUCUUUGAAUCUUUAUUGGGUUUUGUACGGGGCAUUCUCUGUACUGGUUUGUUGUGGUUAUAAAGCAAUUAGCAAAAUGGCUUACAUUUGUAUUUAUUUUCUAUUCCAUACUUCUCUGCCCAUGUUUUUUUUUCUCUUCGAAAUCCAUUGCUUUAAAGAAAGAAGUCUUUUGGAGAAGGGUGCGUUAAUAAACCGUUUGUUCAAAUAAUCUAGAGUUGAAGAUGGCCUCUUUAGUUGAUCUUGGGUAGGCUGGUGGGGGUGAUUCCUUGAAGUUUCUGCGGGAUGUAACAGACUAGCCUAUUCAGCACUCUUGCGUUUCAUUCUUGCCCAUCCUGCUCCUGUCGUGCAUGGGAGAAUGCUACUCGGAAGUGCGUGUUGAGAGAGGCACG
This is a messenger RNA of Bubalus bubalis (water buffalo), 1032 nucleotides long. RefSeq names its product dynein light chain 1, cytoplasmic-like. The record is from RefSeq and is a predicted model, not a curated record. The transcript has a single exon. Gene Ontology annotation, cellular component: cytoplasmic dynein complex. NCBI's taxonomy places the organism in Eukaryota, Metazoa, Chordata, Mammalia, Artiodactyla, Bovidae. Bases 300 to 533 code for a protein of 77 amino acids. Gene Ontology annotation, molecular function: dynein intermediate chain binding; dynein light intermediate chain binding. Gene Ontology annotation, biological process: microtubule-based process; cilium assembly.